Mytilus trossulus (common blue mussel) is the source of this 4408-nucleotide messenger RNA. RefSeq names its product cyclin-dependent kinase 14-like. Lineage: Eukaryota; Metazoa; Mollusca; Bivalvia; Mytilida; Mytilidae. The record is from RefSeq and is a predicted model, not a curated record. Gene Ontology annotation, biological process: protein phosphorylation. The transcript is spliced from 18 exons. Gene Ontology annotation, molecular function: cyclin binding; cyclin-dependent protein serine/threonine kinase activity; ATP binding. The coding region runs from base 116 to 1582 and encodes 488 amino acids. Gene Ontology annotation, cellular component: cytoplasm; nucleus; cytosol.
UUGACAGAAAAUCGAAAAUCAAAAAAAGGUCGCCAAACAACAAUGGAACAUUUUCUUACAAUGAAAUGAAUUAUAAUGAAAUUUAAUCAUUCAAAGGUGAAUUCACACGGAGAAUAUGGCGACCGAAGUCCGCUGUAAUGGCGAAAAACCGAAAUCCAGAGACGGAAAAAGACAAAUCAGUAAGAUUAAAAAGUUAAAGAAGAGGUUAUCAGCAAGCUUUGGAAGAUUGUCUAUAUCUAAAGAAGAUACCAUUCAUGAAAGUGAUCUAGAGUCCGAAAAUACCAAGAAUGGUGACAGCGCCUCCUACAAUACAGUACCGCCUAACCUUGCCCUUAGCCGAUGUGGUUUGAAAGAUGAUUACGGCUUAAUAAAUACCACUUUAAAUCCUGCCAACUGUCAUGAGGGUGGAUAUCAUACACUUGGAAGGCCGUCGUCGAACUCAAUCAAAACCAGUGCAAUAAACAGUCAUGCACCAGUGAAGCGGCACCACUCGGCUGGUGAUAUGUUAGAUCAACUUGAUCAAGAAGAGGGAGAUAACAAUCAAAGGCCAAGGUCAGAAGGUCAUCGAUACAUGAAACAGUUCUCACCAAAACGAACCUCUAGUUAUGGGGGACAGUUUGGAAGACAGGAUUCCUACCAGAAACUUGAACAGUUAGGAGAGGGAUCUUAUGCUACUGUAUAUAAAGGCUUCAGCAAUUUGACUAAUCAGAUAGUUGCAUUGAAGGAAAUCCGACUUCAGCAGGAAGAAGGAGCUCCAUUUACUGCAAUAAGAGAAGCUUCAUUGUUACGAGGACUUAAACACGCCAAUAUAGUCACACUACACGAUAUAAUUCACACGAAAGAAACAUUAACAUUUGUCUUUGAAUAUGUGCAUACAGACUUAAGUCAGUAUUUAGAGAGACAUCCAGGAGGUUUGACUGCUUUUAAUGUAAAGAUAUUUUUAUUCCAAUUACUGAGAGGACUGCGAUAUUGUCAUACGAGGAAAAUUUUACAUAGGGAUCUGAAGCCUCAAAACUUGUUAAUAAGUGAACAGGGUGAUCUCAAGUUAGCUGAUUUUGGUUUAGCUAGGGCUAAAUCUAUUCCUAGUCACACAUACUCGAAUGAAGUAGUCACAUUAUGGUACAGGCCUCCUGAUGUGUUACUGGGGUCCACAAAUUAUUCAGUGUCUUUAGAUAUGUGGGGUGUUGGCUGUAUAUUCACAGAGAUGAUAGCUGGUGCUCCAACAUUUCCUGGUAUGAAAGAUUCCUAUGAUCAGUUAGAUAAAAUAUUUAGGGUGCUGGGAACCCCAACAGACAACACUUGGAAGGAUGUCUCUAAAUUACCUCAGUAUGAUAGAAAAAAGUUUGUUAUGUAUGAGAGAGUGUCUUCGUUGUCAUUAGCAAUUCCAAAACUGUCUUUCAUUCCUAGUGCUGAAGAUCUUGCUAGUCAAUUUCUGCAGAUGUGUCCACAGAAAAGGAUAUCAGCUCAAUCAGCGAUGAGACAUGAAUAUUUUAACGAUCUUCCUCCAAAAAUUCACGAGAUUCCUGAUGGUAAAAGAAUAAAUAUGAACUUGCAUCGUCAGUGUUCAACAUUCCCGGAUUAAAGUUGAUUCCUGAAAUGGACGAACUUUUAUUAAAAUCAUCAUCUCCUUCAAGACCACGUCCUAGAAUACGGACAACAGUCAGAGUAUAGUCUUUAAUUGUAGCGAAAUUAUUUUGUGUGAGGAAAUUUUACAAUAGGAGUUCUAUAUGGUUACAGUAGGCCAGGCUAGCAAUUCUUUAGGCUAGAUAGGAAUAAAAGAUGUACAAGAAUGCUUUUACAGAUUUCUGGAGUCUUGACAGCCUAUACACCUUAGCAAGGAAGAAACAUACAGUUUUAAUACACAAAUUUCAGAAGGUUUUGCCUAUACUGUGGAUUUUUUUUGGGGGGUACUAACUUUCGUGGAUUUAUGUAAACUUGUAUUUGCAUAGAUAUUUGCAUUAAUGGCUUAAUUGGCCAAAUCCAUAUACUGCAUAUGAAAAAUGUUGAACAUAUGAUUCAUCUGUACUGAAAUUCACGAAAAUUGGAAUUCAACGAAUAAUUAUGAAUACACAGUAACAAUUUCAGAAGGUUCUGCUAAUAAUUUUUUUUGUUAAUAAAAAGUGCACCAAAUAAGAAGAUCUACAAUACUAGAAUGAAAAGAUAUAGACCUUUUUUUUUAUCUCCACAAUUGGUAUAACUGGUGUUGAUUGGUUGUUAACAUAUAAGCCAAUGAUAAGCUUAAGAUUUUUGGCUUGUAUUGACAUAUUUUUUUUUUUUCGGAUGAAUUUUUGCUGAUUUUUUUCUUCUUAUGGUACUGAGAUACUGUAUUUAAAUUUUAAAUUUAAGAAAACAGACAAGCAAUACCUCAAAAUUUUUAUGGUUGUACAUUUUCAUUUUGUUUGCAUUUGGAAAAAAGGUUGGUGAAAAAUUAAGAAAACAAUGAGAAGAUAUAUGCAAGAUACAAUUUUAGGCAGAUAUAGAUGGGAACAGCAUUUUCUUAUAGAAGAUUUUGCCAUAAAAUUUGAAUAUGAAAACAUUUCUUGAGUAGGCAUUUUAGGAGAAUUUUAUUGUAAGGAAGUUAUAUGAAUUGUAAAUUUCCUUUCACAUUGUUGAUCAUUGUUCGUUACUUAUUUUAAAAUCAAAUAUAAAAUGUUCCACCGAACAUAAAAAUCAUAUAACAUUUUUAAGUCAUUCAUGUUGAAAUAUAAUUGUUAUCAUAUUUGAAUAUUAAGAAUGCACUUUACCAUUGUAACACAAAUCAGUUCUUACUUUUCCAUGUAAAUGAAAAAUGAAAAAUUUCAAGAUAUACAUACAUGUUGUCAUUUAAAAUUUUUUUAUAUUUCAAAGAUUAUUUUUUAUAAAUUUGCAAUUAUAAACACUUUGCUUCAUACCUGCCAACUGUCACUAUUUGUGGGGGAUUUCCCCCCAUGGAAGCUCUCAAAUGGAAAUUUUGUAAGAACUUUGUCCACAAUUUUAAACAAAACUAUUGAUUGUACAAAACCUAUAGGCUUGUAGAAGUAUGAAAAAGCCAAAAAAACAACAUUAAAAAUAUAUUUGAAGGCCCCUUUGAAGAUUUUGUAGGACUAAUAUAUGAGGGACCAUGAGUGUAAAACCCAAAUGGGCAUUUUGAACAGUUGGCAGGUAUGCAGUACAAUUGUAUGAUUUUUACAUAUAUGGUUCAUGGAAGAAGUCUGAUAUAUUUAUUGCUUCUGUAAAGGUUGGGUACCAGGAUAAAUGGGCAAUUAUGUGAGAUUAUUUUCUUCUUAAAAAAAGUUCAAUUUAAAAUCGGACACAAAUCCAUCACAUGAUGUGAGCCAAAGUAUUUUUUUUCUUCUAAGAACAGCCUUCAGUUUCAAACUAAGAAUCCAUCCUUUACCCUUAGUUUAAGAACUUCCAAUAAUGUUCUGAUAAGGAUUUCAAAGGGAUUAGUUUGUCAUCUAAAUCUAAACAUAGGACAAAAAUGGUAAUUCACUCCCUUUAUUGAAACCUUAAUGAUUUAAUAGUGCAAUAGAUUUGUAGGCUGAUAAUUGUUAAUCUGGUAAUUUCCUGUUAAAAUAUACAUCUAUUGUUUUGCCUGAUAAAAUGUAGUCACUUAGUUUUAAAAUGUUUAUUUUGUUUUCUAGUCAGAAGCAAAAAAUCAGAAAGUGUUAUUUUAAUAUAGUCAUUUCAUAAUCAACAUUGUAAAUUUUUAACUUGUAUGAAAAGGUCUGUUGUUUUAGUUAAAUUAAUAGAUAACACACAAACCAAUGACAGUUUUAACACAAAUCAAUGACAUUAUCCACACAAACCAAUGACAUUUCCCACAAAUCAAUUAAAUUUUCCACACAAACCAAUGACAUUUUCCUCACAUUAAUGACAUUCUUCACACAACAAUAACCUUUUUCACACUAAGAAUUAUUUAUUUUUCAUAAAUAUCAAAUUAAAUCAAAAAUUAUUAAGGACAAUGAUAGUAAAAAAUAUAAUUUCUACAAAAUUUUUCAAAAAUAUAGCAGGCCUAAAUAACUCAGCAAUGUCUUUCUUUUGUUCAUAGCAUAAUUAAGGAGUUUUGCUCACAAUGGCGGUUGUCAUAGUAUUAGUGACAUUUUGUACAUUUAUUUCUAUAUACAAUGUGAUAUAUAUGUGUUGUGUAAUGGUUACAGCUAAUUUCCUAAAGCGUGUAGAGUAAAACUUUGGUUGACAUGUUUGCCUUGUUUGUAUGAAUAUUUACCUAAGCUUUGUACUCAAGAUUCACAUCUUCAAAAAAUAAAUAUAGGCAACUCAAUCUUGUUAAUAGUUGUUUCAUCAAUUGGGCGUUAUCUAAAUUACUAUUGUACAAUAUACAAACAAAACAAGCUAGCCAACCAAUGUCUUGCUGUACAUGCAUUAGGAAAUGAGCUAUAAGUUGACAGAUUAAAAUCUGUUUAUUGUC